AUGGGCUUCGGUUGGCGACAGCGCGCGUACUGCGCGCCAAUGCCUUCAUGUUUCUCUGUUGAAGGACCUCUGGAUUCUUCAGGGGCCUCCCUGGGUGCCUCCGCAGCCUCGGGCAGCAGCAGCUUAUUGCCGGCUUCUGUACGGGGCAGCAGCGAAACUUUCUCGGUAUCUACGAGUCUGUCUCAGGGCCUUCUGGGAUGCAUGAACAGCUCUACUUUACCCAACAGCGACAUUUUCUUCCUCCCCAAACCCUCGAAUUUCCUGCGGUGGGGUCUCCCAGUUCUCGUCUUUUUGCCUAACUUGACCCUUUUCACCCGCAGCUGGCCGUUCUACGCCUCUAAAGCUUCCUAA
Cyclospora cayetanensis is the source of this 351-nucleotide messenger RNA. RefSeq lists its product as uncharacterized. Bases 1 to 351 code for a protein of 116 amino acids. NCBI's taxonomy places the organism in Eukaryota, Apicomplexa, Conoidasida, Eucoccidiorida, Eimeriidae. The record is from RefSeq and is a predicted model, not a curated record. The transcript has a single exon.